Camelina sativa (false flax) is the source of this 2238-nucleotide messenger RNA. The record is from RefSeq and is a predicted model, not a curated record. NCBI's taxonomy places the organism in Eukaryota, Viridiplantae, Streptophyta, Magnoliopsida, Brassicales, Brassicaceae.
AUCCGAAUCUUCCUCAUAGGGCUCAGUGAGAAAGUAUCAAGCUCCAUGGCUGAGCAUCGGGAACCAAAUCUCGAAGACGAUGGUUCGAAGUCGUACUCCCAGAAAAGGGUUGUCCUGAGAGAUUGGUGGUUGGUAAAAUGCCCAAAGGAAGUCGAAGGCAAACGAUUUGGUGUUGCCGGAAUCGAAGAUCCCGUCGAGAAAGGAGCAGUGCGUGUGUUUACAUCUUCUCCAAUCAUCAAAGCUUUAGAUGUUUUCACGCUCUUAGCAUCUGAUGGAAUCUAUAUCACUCUCCGAGGUUUUAUUAACAAGGAACGCCUUGUUAAAAAUGGGUUUACCCCUGAGAUUUCCCGUGAAUUCAUCUUCGGGUUUCCUCCUUGCUGGGAACAAUUUUGUAACAAUUGCUUUGGAGGAGGAGUCUCCUUAGGCACUGAUNNNNUUACUUAUAGUUCUCAUGUGGUUUGUUUUGCAGCUUCUUAUCCUAUUUUAUCUCCAUGUAAGAACAAUAAAGAGAAUCUAGAGGAAGAUAGUCCAGCAGAGGGAAGAGAUGAAAGCAAUGUGACUGACACGAAUGCAGCAGAGAUUACUACUAAUACUGAAGAUGGUUCUAGACCAAGAUAUAAAAUUACUGCAAGGAGAAAGUCCCUUCAUCUGCAAACAAGAUUUGGUGGAAAAAGUGUAGAGGACCAAAGGAUACUUGAAUCGAGUGAAGUCCACAAUACUACUAAUGAUGGAGAUCAUGGUGGUGAAGGUUUGGAUGAGGCUAAGAGCGGAAAUGUAGAAAAUGAUACUUGUGAGGCUAUCGAUAUAGGAGUGGUAUCGCCAGCUAAUGGAUCUGGUAGAAACCAUACUGGUGCAGAUAUUGUUGAUAAAGUAACAAGUACGAUUACUACUGCAGAAUCACUGACUUCAGAACAGCAAAAAAGUGAACUUAGAGAUGAAUGCGAGGUUUUCAAUCAUGAAGACGGUGAAAGAAAACUCGAUGACAGUACGAAUGAUGGAGAUCGUGGUAGUGAAGGUUUGGAUGAGGCUAGGAGCGGCGAUGUAGAAAAUGAUAACUGUGAGGCUAUUGAUAAUGGAGUGAUAUCGCCAGCUGAUGGAUCUGGUAGAAACCGUACCGAUGCAGAUAAUAAUGUGGUUAAAGUAACAAGUACAAGUGCUACUGGAGAACCACUGACUUCAGAAGAGCUAAACAGUGAACUUAAGGUAACAAAGGCAUCUCCACAUUCCCUGUUUAAAGACUUAGAUAAGAGUAGCAAACCUGGAAGGAAAGGAAUAUCGAAGAAAAGCCGCAAGACCCUUAAAAAAACCAGCAAUGUAGUAGAACCUAGUCAUUGUUCUGCGACCAAAGUCAAAAGUGCAGCGAACAAAAGGAAACCCCAGAAUCCGACUACUAAUGAUAAAGAUGGUGGUAAGGAAGGUGUGAAUAAUGCUAAGAGCGAUGACGUAGUAAGAGAUGAAUGUGUGGGUAUCAAUGAUGAUGUGAUAUCACCGGUGGAUGGAUGUGGUAGAAGGCAUUCUGGUACAGAUGGCGUUGGAAAACUAACAAGUACGGAUGCGACUAAAGAAUCACUGACUUCAGAAAAGCGAAAAGGUAGAGUGAAGGAAACAAAGACAUCUCUGCCUUCGAAAGACUUGAAUAAUAGCAGCAAGCCUGGAAAGAAAGCAAAUUCAAAGAAAAGCGAAAGGACUCUUAAAACAGACUUGCAAGCAGCUGAGGAGAACUUUCCAUGUGAAAGUGAAGAAAACUUGUCAUGGGGAAACACAAAGAGGAAGAUUGACUUUGAUGUGGAGGUAACACCGGAUAACAAAGUGAAGAAGCAGAAGACCAAUGCGGUGUCUACUGAUUCAUUGGGACAGAAACGGUCAAGAUCAGGAAGGGUGCUUGUGUCAUCACUAGAGUAUUGGCGCAACCAAAUUCCUGUUUAUGAUCUGAGUCGGAAACUUAUCGAAGUAAAGGGCGGUCAUGAAACUAACCCAACUCCAUCAAAAGGAAAAGGAUCUUAUCGUCGAAAGCCAAGAAGUUGAAAAUCAAAUACACUAUCUCAAACUUCGGUAACUAAUAUUAGGUUGUGGUCUCUUAGUCUGACCCUGUAAUUAUUUGGUUGGUCGUAAAAACUCUCCCAGGAUUUGUAGCUUUGUAAUAUAUAUUUAUGUUUUAUUUUGGUUGGUCGUAAAAGCUCUCAGGAUUUGUAGCUUUGUAACAUAUUAUUUAUGUUAUCGCGUUCCACUAAUAUCUCA